This is a messenger RNA of Penicillium nucicola, 693 nucleotides long. RefSeq names its product GNAT family N-acetyltransferase. Lineage: Eukaryota; Fungi; Ascomycota; Eurotiomycetes; Eurotiales; Aspergillaceae. Gene Ontology annotation, molecular function: acyltransferase activity, transferring groups other than amino-acyl groups. The record is from RefSeq and is a predicted model, not a curated record. The transcript has 2 exons. The coding region runs from base 1 to 693 and encodes 230 amino acids.
AUGGGAUUUGUCGUUGUUCCUGCCACCCUUCCUGACAUCCGGGCCAUCUACGAUGCCUGGUUCGCCGCCUUCAAAGGCCAAGUGAUUCUCGAUCUCAUCUACCCUGGCAGUGAUGUCGAUGAUGAAUCUUUCCGUAAAGUACAUGCCGAGGGUACUUUGGGAUAUUGGCAAGGCUUGAGCAUGGAGCAUACCUUCCAAUGCAUUGAUACCGACACUGGUCGCGUCGCUGGCAUGGCGACCUGGCAGGUCUACUGGCGCGAGCGGACUGAUGCUGAACGAAUCAAGCCUUGGAUUGGGUGGCUUGAGGGAGACCAGCGCAAGCGUGCUGAAGGGUUUCUGGAGCAGCUUUGGGAGAAGAGAGAAAAAUAUGUGGGACCAAAGAAGCAUGUUUAUUGCCAUACAGUUGCAGUACAUCCAGACUAUCAGGGUCGUGGAGUUGGAAAGCAGCUUAUGCAAUGGGGUCUCGAAGCAUCAGACAAGUUGAAUGUUCCAAUCUAUCUGGAAUCUACCGUGGAAGGUGUUCCUUUGUAUAACAAGCUUGGCUUCCAGACGUUGGCGGAACCCAUUAUCUUCAAGCCGGAAAUUACUGGACGUGAAAAAGAAAUUCAAGCGCCAUUGAUGGUGAAGAUGCCCAAGGGUGCGGGCAACGCAACAUUUGAGCAAUGGGCCGAGGGCGAAUCCUCCACGGCGUGA